AUGGAUGGUGUCAAGCUAAACCAAACAAGCGUGGAAUUCCCAUUCACGGCGGGCGCGGAUCUGCAUUCCUCCCUUCAGAUUGUCAACACCGCCACCAAGUCCAGAGCCAUCCGGAUCACUCCAGGGAGAUCAAAGGAGUAUGCGGUUGAGAGGGGUUGCACGAUCCUGCUUCCGCCCAAUGCAUACGUGGAGAAAGGAGGUCAGCCACAGGGGCUCUGCCUGUGCAAUCAUGCUGACAUGCCCAGCCUUCCCCCGCAAGCCCUUCUGGUUCCCCUCCGACUCUUUCACUUUGAUGCCUUCGCCACAAUCGAAGAGAUGGACGAUGCAGCACCUACAGCAGCCGGAACCCUAGGGAGGCUUCAACUUCCCGUGACUUUCCCCGAAGCGCCUCCUCCUCCUCCUCCUCCUGCUCCUCCUCUUGCGCCUCUUCCGCCGCUUCCCCCUCCGGGUCCUCUCACUCUCGCUCGCAGCGCCAGUGCCGGAAGCCCAGUCGAAUCGAAUGCUGUCAGGGCGGCAUUGGAAGCAACGGGUCACGACGAGGGUGCAUGGAUACGGCGCUCUACCAGCGACGCUGCUGCUGCUGCUGCUGCUGCUGCUGCUGCUGCUGCUGCUGCUGCUGCUGCUGCUGCUGCUUAUUCCGCUGCUACGACCGUCCCUGCUGGUGCUGCUGCUGCUCCCUGCGCACCCACACAAGGUACACAGAGUAUGGAGCAGGGCUCGAUAGGCGCGAUGAGUGUGGGGAGACGAGGAGGAGGAGGGGGGGGCAGAAAGCGCAUGAGUAUAAUGUCCUUGUACCAGCAGGCCAAGGUGAUGCCCGUGCAGCAGCAGCAGCAGGAAAAGGGGCAAGAGCCGGUGGAGGCGUCGGGGAACUCAUUGUUCCCUGGGUCUCCUCCGAGAGGGGCAGCAGCAGCAGCAGAGGUGACAGCGGCUGCAGCGGUGGCAGCAGAAGCAGCGGAGGAUCGGGAGAAGGUGAAGCAGCGGUUGGAGAAGGCAGAGGAGCGUGCAGAGCAGGCAGUGCGAGAGAACAAGAGGCUGACUGCAGAGAUAGCACGGCUUAUGGCUGAGAGCCGCAGCAAUCGGCAGCGAUUGGACGAGCUGGAAAUGGAAAGGUCGAGCCAUCGGAGGGAGAAGGCGGCGUGGGAGGGCAGAGAGGCGGAGCGGCGGGAGGAGAAGGGGAGGUGGAGGGAGGAGCGGGCGCGGUGGGAGGGGGAGAGGGCGGCCAUGCAGAGACAGAUGAGGGCGCUGAGGGCGGAGAAGGUGGAGCUGGAAGGGAAGUUUGGACAGCUGCACGCAGCGUGGUGUGAGAAACAGCAGAGGGGCCUGUCAGAAAAUUCCGACCUGUCCACCGUCACAGAUGACUGUGAUUCCUCCGACGCUGACUCAGCAUUGAGCAGCGCGGAUGCCACGUCAGCGGAGUCUGGAGUCCGGUCUGUGGAUCAGUCAGGGGAGUUGACAGAGUCAACGGGGUCAAACGAAGUCAAGGAGCAGUCUAGGGGGAGGGUGGGAGAGAAACCGCAGAAGAAAGAGCACGGGCAGGGUGAGGGCGAGGAGCAACAGGAAGAGCAGGAACAGGGGAGGGAUGGGGAGACAGGUGAAGUAAGGAAGUCAGUGGCAGGGGUUCGGUGGGAUAUGCUGCGGUUGGCUGCAAGGCACAAGCAGGCUAUGAGGGAGGUGGAAGAGGAGUUAAAGGAGAAAGAUGAGAAGAUUAGAGACCUUGGAAUGGCGAUUUGUAUGCUGGAGGAUAAGGAAGAGAAGAGAGAGGAGGAGAGGAGGAGGGAGGAGGAGGAGUUGAGGUUUCAGUUAGAGGAGAAGGAGAGUGCUGUGCGGGCGAGAGAGGAGAGGGUGUGUGAGUGGGAGAGAAUGGUGGAGGAGAGGGAGGAGGAGGCGAGAGUGUGGGAGUGUAAGGUGGUGGAGCGAGAAGGGAGUGUGCGGCAGAGGGAGGAGCGAGUGAGCGAGGAGGAGGGGAGGUUGCGGCAGUGGGAGGAUAGGUUGCAGGGGAGGGGUGGGAGGGUGGAGGAGUUGGAAGGGGAGGUGGGGAGGUUGAGAGCGGUGGUGAGGGAGAGGACGGAGGAGGGAUUCGCUAUGCAGCAGGCGAUGGAGCGAUUGCAGAUGCAGCUGAAGCCACCAUGUGGGAAAGGGAACGGAGACGGGAACGGCAUCAGUAGCUGUGCUGAAGGAGUGGGGGAUGGGAAGGACCCGUGCAGCAAGCAAGCAGGAGGAGAUGCACAGCCUGCUGGCUGGUGCGUCUGUGCUGCGUGUACUGUACAGCACAGCACUCUUGAGCCGUUUUGA
This is a messenger RNA of Closterium sp. Naga37s-1, 2292 nucleotides long. Lineage: Eukaryota; Viridiplantae; Streptophyta; Zygnematophyceae; Desmidiales; Closteriaceae. The record is from the annotation of a GenBank genome assembly.